CGCAGAUCUACUCCUCUGAUUAGCUGCAUUAAAGUGAUUGGCAGUUCAAAUAGCCAAUGGGCGUGUCUAGAAAUGAGAUUAGCCAAUGGGCGUUCGGGAGGCGGAGCCAGGAUAGGAGCGGGAUUUUAGAAUAUCUGACGGACGCCUCCCGGUACGAGCGCUGCGGCCGCCAUGUCACUCACGAAGGUGAAGGUGGAGAAGACGGAUCUGGAGGCGGCGAGCGCUCGUAGUCGUCUGGAUGCCGUCCUGAAGGGGCUGGUGGACCAGAGCGAGGUGGACAGGGAACAGAUGGAGGACGAGAGCGGAAAAGCAUCCACGGACCCGCAGUGCAAAGACUCUUCUCCAUCUGCUGCCGGAAAGAGACCCUCCGUGCGCCCCUCUCACCACCGCCGGAAAAAAAGAAAAGAAGAGGAUGGAGUCCCCGAAUCAGUGCUCCCCAAGACCAACACUUUUGUCAUCCGCCUCUUCGAUCGCAGUGUGGAUUUGGCGCAGUUCUCAGAGGACACCGCCCUGUACCCCGUCUGCCGGGCCUGGCUCCGGAAUUCUCCAGGAACCAAAGCCCCGGAGCCCCCUCCGACACCUCCGCCAUCAGAAGAGGGGGACGUAGUGAACGGAAGUUCUCAGAAUAUCUAUCACCUACCUCCCCCAUCAUCCUGCCCACUAACAGGAACGGGAGAACCAGUUAACCUGAGGAUACCGUCACCCCUCCCCCAAGAAGUGGAGCCCCUCGACAUCAACACGCCCCCAGAGAUGACCCCCAGCAUGUCCUCCCUCAUCUACCAGAACAUGACUCGGUGGAAGAAGAUCCGGCAGAGAUGGAAAGAAGCUUCGUACCGGAACCAGCAGCGCUACGCGCAGAGCAUGAAGGUCCUGAAGGAGAUGUACGAGCGGCAGUGAGGCGGCCCCGGCCCAUCACGACACCGGGGGUCCGGAGGGGUCAGGGGGUGAGAUGUAUUAGAAGGGGAUGAAUUGUAGUGAAGAGUUUUGGGGUUCGGGGCGUCGGCAGAUAUUAGGGGGUCGUCCUGUGAGCGUGCACUCACCUGGGGCACAUAGGACCUAAUGUGCCCAACGAUCUGUGUAGUGCAGUGCUGCAAAACUACAACUCCCAGAAUGCUCGGACAGCCAAUGGCUGUCCGGGCAUGCUGGGAGUUGUAGUUUUGCACCAGGUAGUUGGGAAUUGCUGGUGUAGUGAUUGGGAUAUGUUCUUGUAUUGAAGGACAGACAUGUGAUGGCGGCCAUAUUGGAGGAUAUCCUGCGAUAUAGAUAUACAGAGGAGGGGGGCUGCCGCACACGGAUCAUGUGGGGGGCAGCCGCACUCGGAUCAUGUGGGGGGCUGCCGCACACGGAUCAUGUGGAGGGCCGCCGCACACGGAUCAUGUGGGGGGCUGCCGCACACGGAUCAUGUGGGGGGCCGCCGCACUCGGAUCAUGUGGGGGGCUGCCGCACACGGAUCAUGUGGGGGGCCGCCGCACUCGGAUCAUGUGGGGGGCCGCCGCACUCGGAUCAUGUGGGGGGCUGCCGCGCACGGAUCAUGUGGGGGACCGCCUCACACGUAUAGACUCUUGUCUCCAUCUUCUGUUUUUAACCCUUUUCCAGCUGGUUUUAUGUUAUUGGGGGAGAUCCGGGAUUUUGAAAACACUUUAUUGAAUUAAACGUCUGCUCCACAUAGACGGCGGUUUUAUUUUACGUGUUUCCAGGCCGGGGGGUUUCCCUUAGUCGCCUUUUAUGGAUUUUCGUCUUGUCUGUGCAGUUUAUGAUAAAAUAUUAUAUUCGA
This is a messenger RNA of Hyla sarda, 1774 nucleotides long. It is a transcript of the gene LIN37, whose product is annotated as lin-37 DREAM MuvB core complex component. NCBI's taxonomy places the organism in Eukaryota, Metazoa, Chordata, Amphibia, Anura, Hylidae. Gene Ontology annotation, biological process: negative regulation of transcription by RNA polymerase II. The transcript is spliced from 10 exons. The coding region runs from base 172 to 897 and encodes 241 amino acids. The record is from RefSeq and is a predicted model, not a curated record. Gene Ontology annotation, cellular component: Myb complex; transcription repressor complex.